AUGCUUGAGUCCACCAGGCAGGAACUAACAGUAUACAGACAGCAGGACGCCCCAGUGUACCAAACAAGCUCACGAUUCAGUGAAAAAACUACCAUGCCACCUGAGGGAAGCACCAAGGCUUGGAUACCGCCAAGCUGCCCAAGCCUAGAUAGUAGAAGUCGAGAUGCAGAGGCCGGGUUCGAACCACGGACCUUCCGGUUAGCAAAUUCGCGCUCUAACCAGAAAUUCAAUGUGGAGUUCAAUGGAACUGAUGUGGUGAUCUAUCCCACCACCAGACAGCAGAUCAACAUCAACAGCAUAUUCAAAAUCAAAGAUCCGAAUACAUGUCGGAAACUGCACACCAUUGUAGCAUCCGCGUGA
Messenger RNA from Opisthorchis viverrini, 360 nucleotides. RefSeq lists its product as hypothetical. The coding region runs from base 1 to 360 and encodes 119 amino acids. The transcript is spliced from 3 exons. The record is from RefSeq and is a predicted model, not a curated record. Lineage: Eukaryota; Metazoa; Platyhelminthes; Trematoda; Opisthorchiida; Opisthorchiidae.